AUGCUCCUUCAGUCGUUUGCCACUGUCGCUUGCCUCGUUGCGUCUGCGGCGGCGCAUGCUACCUUCCAACAACUAUGGAUAAACGGUGUCGAUGCAGGAUCAUCAUGUGUCCGCACUCCAGCUUCCAACUCACCCGUGACGGAUGUCCUUAACAACGACAUUGCGUGCAACGCCAAUGCCGCCUCGAGUGCUGGUAUCUGCAAUGUUCAACCUGGCGACAGUGUGACGGUUGAGAUGCAUCAGCAGCCUGGCGACCGCUCUUGUGGGAGUGAGGCCAUUGGCGGAAAUCAUUUUGGACCCGUUAUCCUCUCUAUGGCCAAGGUCGCCGACGCCAGCACUGCCGUAGGCUCAAGCGCGAGCUGGUUCAAGGUCCACCAAAUGGGUCUUGUCUCAAACAACCCACAAUACUUUGGUUCCCAGGUCCUCAACAAUAAUUGCGGGCACUAUACCUUCACUGUGCCGUCCGGCCUUGCUCCUGGUAAUUAUCUUCUUCGGGCGGAAGUGAUUGCAUUGCACUCUGCUUCUGGCGUCAACGGUGCCCAAUUCUACAUGUCAUGCUUCCAAAUCAACGUUGGUGGAUCAGGUUCAACAGUACCCUCUGGGUAUAGCCUGCCUGGUGCUUACAGUAACACGGACCCCGGCAUCCUGAUCAACAUCUACCAAUCGCUCUCCACUUACGUUGUUCCUGGCCCCACAUCAAUCUAUGGGACUACAGCGCUUCCCAUUGCGACGACCGCCUACCCAACUACCGCUACUUGGAAUACCGCUCUGCAGCCAACUACUGUUCCGACGGCCGUACCAACCCCUGGUCAACCAGGAAUAGGGACGGCAUAA
This is a messenger RNA of Pleurotus ostreatus (oyster mushroom), 834 nucleotides long. RefSeq lists its product as uncharacterized. NCBI's taxonomy places the organism in Eukaryota, Fungi, Basidiomycota, Agaricomycetes, Agaricales, Pleurotaceae. Bases 1 to 834 code for a protein of 277 amino acids. The record is from RefSeq and is a predicted model, not a curated record. The transcript is spliced from 9 exons.